This is a messenger RNA of Amoebophrya sp. A120, 3337 nucleotides long. The record is from the annotation of a GenBank genome assembly. NCBI's taxonomy places the organism in Eukaryota, Dinophyceae, Syndiniales, Amoebophryaceae.
AUGGCCCAGUCUGUCAUGAGCCCGAUGGUAUUCUACUUGUGGUUCUUGGUUAUUAACAUGGUGAGACAUUUUGUCAUGCAUAAUCAGCAUAAUUGGUAGAGAUCGUGCAACAUUUUCACUUUGUCAUGCAUAAUCAGCGCGUCCAUUUUAGACUGUGAUGCAAACACCCCUACACACAUCAAAACGAAGGUCAAGAACUCGCCAAUGGCGACGGCGGAGAGCUUUAACAGCAUGAUGCCGACUAUGCACUGCAAAAGCAACGUUGUACUUCUACUUGUCGUAGUAAUUGCAAAAAUGCAUGACAAACCUAGUUUCUUAGGUCAUUCAGCAUGACAAAUUAUCCCAUUUGCCAUGCUGAGAAAAUUUGUAAUGCAAAAACUACGACAAGCACGAAUAAACUUUUGCACUGCAUACUGACGGGUUUGAAGGGAAAGCUUGCUUCGUUGGAAGACUUCAUUUCCAUGCAAAACGAGGAGCUCGCCGCCCAGCGACAGGAAAUCGAGUCUCUGCGUACUUACUAGAUUAGAGUUUGAUGUUUUUUUCGGUUUAUGGUACUUUCGCAUGACAAAGCUGUCUGGCUAUCUAUUGUCUUGUUUUUGCAUGACAAAUCAAUCUAUGACUUUUGUCCUAAAAAAUGAUCUCCAGGUAACGACAAGCAGAACAUCGAACAGCACUACCAGGCCCAAUUGCAGGAGUUAUCACAAGUGAACAGGUUGAUUCGAUGCUUUACUCAUGCAAGGCUCAUCUUGCGCAUGACAGAUUGUAGAUGUACUCACUGUCAUGCGUAGCAAGAUGAAAGUAGCUGCAUGGUAGUAGAAGUACUUUGAAUCGUUUUUAAUGCUGCAUAGCAUCUGAAGAAGACAAUGGUUGCCGAUGUCCAGCGGAUGCAGGAUGAGGUCAAGCGCCACUUCGCCCAGCAGCGCGCGGUAUCAAUUGUUCUUUGUCAUGCAGAACGACGCAUAUAGAAAUAUCGUUUCUCAUGCUGGAAGUUGCAUCACAAUUAAAUUGAAAUUUGUUGAAUUAUCGAAAAAAUCACCAAUUUCCAGGACAACGCCCGACUGCAGCAGCAGAUUACCACUCUGAAGGGCGAGAAGACGUCCCUUAUGAAAAAAAGAAAUUGUUUACAAACGCUAAUUUCCCAUGCUGAAGUUUAUUUUCGCACAGAAAUUUAUUGCACGCAUGCCACAACUUGCGACGGGCUACGGCUACCAGAGCACACAGAUAAAGCAACCAUUUAAUUAUGCUGAAAGAAGCGAGAAGAUGGUGAUGGUCUUCAUUAUCGUGCGAAAUAAAUGUGCAAAGGAAGUGAUCGUUUCCACAAGUUUCGCGUCAUACUGGUGCAGCAACAAAUCCUGGGCUUGCAGCGCCGCAUCCAAGAAAUCGAGGAGCAGAUCGGUUGUGAUUAAACGGUAUCAGUUUCCGGAUUUAUUUUGUCAUGCGGUUCAACAAGGUUCUGAUUCAUGUCGUUGCUUAAGUAGGUAGCCCAACAUCGUUGUCAUGCAAGGACAGCAUUACAGAUACAGACGUAUGCUGUGUCUUGUUCUAGUUGCGCCGCCCCUCUUCAAGUGAAAGUGCUUGCCAAGUGGAGAAAUGAUCGCAAAACACGCCUCAGGUUUUCUGAUCGGAGAAGAAAAAAGUUUCGGGAAAAAAGAAAGGAUCAGACAUCAUCCAAGUUUCAAGAAUAAUCACACAGAAUAAAUAGUAGAGACGAGCAGUUCGGCUGUCUCUAACUAUGAAAAACCGAUUUAAUGUUUUCACACCUAGAUUUUGCGGACCAUCACACAGGAAAUGAUAUUGAUGUGUGUAUGAAUAAGCUUGUAGGCCGAUGUUGACAGCUAUUCUACCGCAUUCGAAGUCUCGAAGUAAAAAUGCUUUGUAUGGACUGGAAGAAAGACAAUUUUAUGUUUCAAGAUUUGUUGUCAAAAGUUUCGUAUUGUUGUUUUACUAUCAGACACUUUAUUUAACAGAUCGUUUUAUUUACUACUAAUUGUCACAGUUAUUUUAUCAGUUAUCAGACCUCCUAUUUAUUACAGCAGAUCAAUUGCACAGCAGAGUAUCAGACUUGUUUCGCAGAUCAGACUAGUAAUCCAGUCGGAGUGGAUCAUUAUUUUCCACGACUGAGUUACGAAAACACCAGUUUCAGAAGUAGCAACCUCAUAAUUGUGGCUGAAGAUGUUGACAAUAAAUGCAAGUUCAAGUUGAUCUUCACUCUCGUGGUGUUUCACCAAAACGAACAAACUGUAUCGAAAAAAAUUACAUAUGAUCAGGGCGCAGGAACGCAAUACAAUGGGUUACUAGAUACCUCUUUCCCAUAGCUGCAGGUAGAAAUAAAACAGGACUAGUUGCAAACCGUGACUUCUUUUUACCACGCUAGGAGCCGAGCUUAAGCGGCGAAAUACAAAUAUGAUUGACUGUAGCUCCCAUGCCUACCAGCAUGCAGCUGCGAUAGCGAACUGUUAUUUUCGCCUCAAAAAGAAAAUCCCGAACCCGAAGCUGCAUUUUUCCUGCACAAAUGAAGAAACGCAGUCUCAUCUUACUUGCACAGAAUCAUACAGAGAAAGAAUACAACUAGCCGACCAAAGAACGCUCUGUAAAAAGUCACGACACUAUCGCCACGAGGUUUGCUAACAGGCAUUAUUCAGGGCUUCUAGUUAUACUAAGCAUGAUAUUAUCGUCAGCUCUACUCUGAUAAUGAAUUUGCAAAAAGCACUCUACUUCUAAAAUAUUCUGUAGUUUUGUAAAUAUUUAGGAAUACAGUACAAAAUUUUUAUACCGCUAUUGUAAAUGAACCUAAAGUUGUGAUCUCUCUCGCGAUGAAGCUGCAUCUACUAAAGGUCUAUCAAAAGUAAAAAUGUCUGCGUCUGGGAACUUGUGAUGCUGGGUGGCGUCUCAUGAUGAGGCUACAAAUGCUCGCUCAGCAUGACACGUUUCUGAGCUCCUAGGUGUUGCCUAUUCUGCAUGACAAACUGCGCGUCUGCAUCACAGAAAAGCGGAGCUCUUCUGCAAUGUGCAUGACAGAUUUAAGAGUCAUGCCAGACAAGCAUGUCAAACAUGAAUUCUUGCAGACCCAGACAUUUUUACAUUUGAUAAGGUCGCGGCUACAACCAAAGCAGAUCGAGCGCCCCGGCUUUUGAGCCAAAAAUAUUAACUGCCGGACGACCUCUACAUGCUCCCCAGUCCGCACCUAAAAGAUAAUAAAGUUUGACUCGAUUUGCAUUUGGUGCCUCAGUAGAGAACUACGAAGACCCGAUCUUUAUUUUGCUGUUGAUUCGCGGGAAGGUUAGAACUUCUUUCUCAAACCGCUCGAAAAUUCUCUACCUGUACACGACUUCAAGCG